This is a messenger RNA of Morus notabilis, 3483 nucleotides long. Its product is annotated as AUGMIN subunit 5. Lineage: Eukaryota; Viridiplantae; Streptophyta; Magnoliopsida; Rosales; Moraceae. The record is from RefSeq and is a predicted model, not a curated record. Gene Ontology annotation, cellular component: HAUS complex; spindle microtubule. Gene Ontology annotation, biological process: spindle assembly. Bases 627 to 3014 code for a protein of 795 amino acids. The transcript has 10 exons.
GAAAACGAAAGAUAAGAAUAAAAUAACAAAGAAAAGAAAACGACUUCGUACGGUUCGUCGGUUCAAAUGUUGUCCCAUUUGGAUUGGAUUGUUUGAUAGUUGAGAAAGUAUCUCCGCCGCAACGCACCGCAAACUCCAUUUUUUCUUCAUCUCUCCGCCGUCAUUCUCUCUCUCUCUUCACUCUCUCAGUCAGAUCUACUUGCCCCUCGUACUUUCUCUCUCUAGGGUUUCUUUUUUCCCCCAAUAUCUUCUACGCUCUUAUGCGUUCUCAAGUUCUGAGAUUUUUCAUCGAUUACUUCUUCCAACGCCGGUUCGAAGAUCGCAGGUUCUGAAGAUUUCGCAUUUUCUUCAAUCGCUCAGAUUUUCGCGCAAUGCAGAGAGUUUUUCGAGCUUCCAAGGGGUUUUUCUUCGUAAUCUCUGUGAUUUUUCCUGUGUAGGAAGUGUUUAUAGAGUGAAUUACGAGUUCGGAGCCUGAGUUCCCUAUGCUUUCUACCGAUUUCAAGCUCGUCUACGAGAAUUUAGUUAGGGUUUUUUUUUCAGACUUUUAGCAUAUGCAAUCUAGUUCCUGAUUUUUGUUUUGUUCUGGGUUUGAGCGAGGAAUAGGAAAAACCUAGGUUUUUCUAACAAUGCAGAGUUUGUCGACCUCGGCGGCUCAGCCGGAGGCCAUAUUCGAAUGGCUUCAGAAGGAAAUGGGGUACAGACCGUUGGGUCCGUACACCGCCGGCUCAAGCAAAACUGCGAUCCCGUCGAUUGACGCGCUUCGCAAGGUUAGCCGCGGCAAUAUGAUACCGAUUUGGAAUUUCCUGAUCACGCGCAUGAAGUCGGAGAAGACGGUGGAGAAUAUCCGGCGGAAUAUAACGGUUCACGGCAGUGACGGCAGUGGAGGCUCAGUGAGUUCGGGGAAAGAGGAGGGAGGAAGGAGCAGAGGAGGUCGGAGGAAGGAGAAGGCGUCGGGGGAGGGUUUGAGUACGGCGGAGUCGAGGGAGACGGCGUUGCUGGAGAGGGAGGCCGCGGCGAAGGAGGUGGAGAGGUUGAGGAACAUUUUGAGGAGACAAAGGAAGGAUUUGAAGGCGAGGAUGUUGGAGGUCUCGAGAGAGGAGGCUGAGCGGAAGAGGAUGCUCGAUGAGCGUGCGAAUUACAGGCACAAGCAGGUGAUGUUAGAGGCUUAUGAUCAGCAAUGUGACGAAGCAGCAAAAAUAUUCGCAGAGUAUCAUAAGCGACUUCGUUUCUAUGUUAGCCAAGCAAGGGAUGCUCAAAGGACAAGUGUUGACUCUUCUGCUGAAGGUGUUACUACCUUUAGUGGAAGCAGUGAAAAGGAAGCUGUCUAUUCGACUGUGAAGGGAAGUAAAUCGGCAGACGAGUUCAUCCUUAUUGAAACCCCCCGGGAAAGAAAUAUAAGGAUGGCGUGUGAGUCUCUGGCCAAGCAUAUGAUUGAAAAAAUUCGCAGUUCAUUCCCUGCUUAUGAAGGAAGUGGUAUUCAUUCAAAUCCUCAAUUAGAAGCAGCCAAAUUGGGAUUUGAUUUUGAUGGGGAAUUACCUGACGAAGUUAGAACUGUAAUUGUAAAUUGCCUGAAGUGUCCUCCUCAAUUGCUUCUGGCAAUCACUGCACAUACAUCAAGGUUGAAGUCUCUAAUCUCCAGAGAAAUCGAGAAAAUUGAUGUCAGGGCUGACGCAGAAACCUUAAGGUACAAGUAUGAGAAUAACCGAGUUAUUGAUGUUUCUUCUCCUGAUGUGAGCUCACCAUUGCACUAUCAACUUUACGGCAAUGGAAAGAUGGGAGUUGAUGUCCCUUCUAAAGGAAGUCAAAAUCAACUUCUUGAAAGACAGAAAGCACAUGUUCAACAAUUUUUGGCUACUGAAGAUGCUCUAAAUAAGGCUGCAGAAGCGAGGAACUUAUCUCAAAAACUUAAAAAACGUUUGCAUGGCAGUGGUGAUGCGGUUUCUUCACAGUCGCUUGGAGUCAGUGGCACGUUACAAAAUGUAGGCAAUCUUAGGCAAUUUGAGUUGGAGGUCUGGGCCAAGGAAAGAGAGGUUGCUGGUUUGAGGGCUAGCUUGAAUACAUUGAUGUCAGAAAUACAACGCUUGAAUAAACUGUGUGCAGAGAGGAAAGAAGCUGAAGAUUCUUUGAGAAAGAAGUGGAAGAAAAUUGAAGAAUUUGAUUCUCGCAGAUCUGAACUUGAAUUCAUAUAUAGUGCUCUUCUAAAAGUUAACACGGAUGCUGCUGCGUUUUGGAAUCAGCAGCCACUAGCUGCAAAAGAGUAUGCAUCGAGCACUAUAAUCCCAGCAUGCACAGUUGUUGUUGAUAUUUCUAACGGUGCAAAAGAUCUUAUUGAGAGGGAAAUUUCAGCUUUUUAUCGAAGUCCUGAUAAUAGUCUCUACAUGCUUCCAGCAACCCCACAGGCACUCUUGGAGGCCAUGGGUGCAAAUGGAUCCACUGGACCUGAAGCUGUUGCUACUGCAGAAAAAAAUGCUGCUAUAUUGACUGCAAAAGCAGGUGCAAGAGAUCCGUCGGCAGUACCAUCGAUAUGUCGUGUUUCUGCUGCUCUUCAAUAUCCUGCUGGUUUGGAAGGUUCAGAUGCUGGUCUAGCAUCGGUUUUGGAAUCCCUAGAGUUCUGUUUGAAACUUCGUGGUUCUGAGGCUAGCGUAUUGGAGGACUUGGCAAAGGCAAUCAACUUGGUACACAUACGGCAGGAUCUUGUUGAAAGUGGUCAUUCAUUGUUGAACCAUGCCUAUCGAGCUCAACAAGAAUAUGAAAGGACAACAAGUUACUGCUUGAAUUUAGCUGCUGGGCAGGAGAAAACUGUCUUGGAAAAAUGGUUGCCCGAGCUCAAGUCUGCAGGUUUAAGUGCACAAAAGUGCUUAGAAGAUUGCAAAUUUGUUAGGGGAUUGCUUGAUGAGUGGUGGGAACAACCAGCAUCAACCGUUGUUGACUGGGUCACUGUUGACGGACUAAAUGUUGCUGCUUGGCAUAAUCAUGUGAAGCAGCUCCUUGCAUUUUAUGAUAAGGAGCUCUAGUGACAUGACUAUCCUGUUCUAUACGGCAAGAUAUUUUUGGAGAUCGACCUUGUUUUCCGUAUUGCUUUGCCACUUUCAUGUUGAUACUUGAUAGACACGGAAAACUGCGGCCUUGUCAGAGGCAGCAAUGCACGGGGUUUGUAUCCAGGAAUGAAAGGGGAAGCAUACAUAGACUAAAGAUGAUUAUCAUUUCGCCAUGAUUGGAGAUGUAGAAGGGGGAUUUGAUUGUAUUAGCCAUAACAGCCUCACCAAGUUUCUCCAUUUCCCAUUUGAAUUUUGUAUAGAAAUUCGUUCAUGGAUGUUUUGUAUCAUAUCCCAUUUUCGACCUCUUGGUUUUGAAUGAUAGUUGGCUUGAUUAAUGCCGUUUAAGAGCAAGUGUGGCAAAACUCUAGCCAUUGCAUCUGUUGUUUGAAUGUGUGAUUGGCUGAUUGAGUAGAAAGGAAAUUGUUGUUUAUCAUAAUUAACAAUA